Messenger RNA from Nilaparvata lugens (brown planthopper), 7269 nucleotides. RefSeq names its product aromatic-L-amino-acid decarboxylase. Gene Ontology annotation, molecular function: pyridoxal phosphate binding; aromatic-L-amino-acid decarboxylase activity. Gene Ontology annotation, biological process: catecholamine metabolic process; amino acid metabolic process. NCBI's taxonomy places the organism in Eukaryota, Metazoa, Arthropoda, Insecta, Hemiptera, Delphacidae. The coding region runs from base 136 to 6828 and encodes 2230 amino acids. The transcript is spliced from 35 exons. The record is from RefSeq and is a predicted model, not a curated record.
GUGUGCUCAUUUUAUGUUUACAGAUCCAUAUUUACUGGAAAACAAAGAUACAAUCCCCCAGUCGACUGUUGUCUCACUUACUCUCUACUGGAAAAACUGAAGAAGAAUAAACACAAUGAAUUUUGGUUGAAUUAUAUGCGGAAUGCUUUCGCGAAACACCUGAAAGAGACAGAGGCGCGCGAGCGUAUGACAGCUAGAGACGUGCAGCGUUUGAAUGGCGUUGCGCCAUUGGUCCAUUUGCGAGGCUACGAGAGACGUGUUGUCAGCCAAUCACAGCACAGGCUUCAGUGCAACCUGCUUUCGCCGCUUGAGCUGUACAACAUCAAGGUCAAUCCCAGGAUGUUGAAUUUCAAUAUGGUUGCUGUUGACACAGACUGUGAAGAGUUGAUGUUUGUGGAGAAUUUGAAUAGUUUUGAAAUAUCGAUGCGUGUGAUCUCUACGAAUUCUUCAAUCAAAGUCAGCGGUCAAAAUCACAUGAAAAUCAGUCCUUUCGCAAAAGUUUCGUUCUCAAUCAUUAUACAUUCCUCUUUUCUCGGACUGUUCAACGGGAUGUUUAAGUAUGUGAUAAACGAGAAACACUUGUUCGAAAUGGUGGUAGCUGCCGAAAUAGUUGAGAAAUUCCUGGAUAUUAGCACUCUGGAGGUGCGCCAUGCUGAGCCCAAAAACAACCCCUUCUAUAUGUGGACCGAAUACAUCACCUUGAAAAACCACUUAAAAUCGGACACUGAAUUCACGUGGACCAGCAAAAGUUUCCGGUGCUUCGACAUUGAGCCGAAGAAAGGGUGCGUGCCCAGCUGCGGCGAGCUGAACUGCCUGGUGACGUAUUGUCCGCCGACUUCGGCCGAGUCUGAGCCGAGCUCCAAGAUCGGCCUGCUGAUUGGCCACAACAACAUCGACACCAUCAAGUGCUACUGCACGCUCACACGCGCACACACCACCUUCAUCAACCCCACGCUCAAUCUGGGUGCUGUGCCGCUCAAUCUACAGGUGGUGGCCAAAAGUGUACUGUUCAACGCCACCUAUCGCAAGGUGCCGUUCAGCGUGUCGAUUGUGAACGAGGAUGGCAUACAGGGUGUGGCCGUGAGUCCGAUGCAGGGCUUUGUGGAGGGGAGGGCGGAUGUGGUGUUCACGCUGACCUUCACGCUGCUCAAGGUCGGCGCCAUAGACUUUCGAGUCGGUGUGCUCAGCGAAGGAUCCAUGGCCUGGUUGAAGGUCAUCGGACAAGUUGUCUUUCCCAAGAUAUCAAUCACACCGGAUAAAGUGGAGUGGUUCAGGGUGCCUUGCUACACACACACUGCCUGCAUGCUGACCGCCGAGAACCAGAGUGAAGCCAUUGCUUCCCUUUCCUUCCUCAUUGAUCAGCAUUACCAUUUCAAGAUAUCACUGUCACCGGAAUUUUUAAAAACUAAUACGAUUGAUAAUUUCUCACUGCUGCCGGGAGAAAAGAAAGAUUUCUACCUGCAUUUCUUCCCCACCGAUCUGGUGACACAUCAGUUCUAUCUGCCCGUUGUCAUCAACAAUAUUAUUGGCCCACCAGACAUAAAACUUGCCAAAACUCUGACACCAGGCCACUUCAUCAGCCAGUUCCAAGAGAGAAAGACAAGCUCAUGGGAAAAGUUGUCGGGUAUUUUGAUAUUAUGUACGAUUGCCCCUCCGCCUCUCUCAUUCUCCAAGGUUUUCGUCAAGUGUUUCGGAAACGAUGAAGAAGAAGAUAUAACCGUGACGAAUAAUCAAGAAAGAACGGCUUUUGUUGGAUUCAGAUUGUCGAGUGCUAAUUCCCUGCAUAAAGGCUUUUCACUCGAAUGUCGUGCUACGGCCAUUCAUGUUGACAAAAAGGAGCAUGUGUACUUCUACGAGAUAGAGCCGAACGAUUCAAUCAAAUUGAUAGUUUCGUUCAGUCCACCGGAGAAGGGAUUCUUUGAAGAGAAGCUGUUGGUGAUGCAUACUCUAGAAAUAUGUGACGUCACGACUUGUCGCCAGCCGUACACUCAGCUCAUACUGCACGGCAAGACUUCCGGAGAUCUGAUAGCUUCUGACUCUAUUAUUUACUUUCCGCCGAUCCCUCUGGAGGUGGAAUCAGUGCGCCGUCUGACAAUCACCAAGGAUGAGCCGAGUGGGGAGGAUGACAGCCACGGCCAGUUCUCUUUGCAGGUCAUCAAACUCAGCCAGGCUGCUCAGGAGACACUGCAUGUGUCCUACAGCGAAGAAGCCGCCGUGACGAAGAAGUCCAUCUCUCUGCAGGUCACUAUUGGAUUCAAGUCGUCUCAUCCGAUAUCGUUCAAAACACAGCUGACAUUCAGAGACGGUAGCGGCGCGCAGACGGUGGUGACGGUGAUAGCUACAGCCGACAACUGUCUGCUCACGACGCAUGCGUUCUCGCUGCUCAAGUAUAGGGCGCAGACGGAUGCUACUACGCAUGCGUGUGACACCAUCCAGUACAACCAUGUCGAGUUUGUUAAACGCAGCAGUUCGGUGACCAAUCUGCUGGCAUCAGACGAUGCAGCUGCCAAAUCGGGUCUGGAGAGAAGAGUAAUGAAGUCGCAGACCUCUCUGUCGGUGUCGAGCCUGGCCGGUCGACAGAAUUCCUCCUUCAUUUCGCACACUAAAAACUCGAAAUAUCUCAAGUUGCCUUGGCAAUCGAUACCUGAAUUCCCGUCGGACCAAGACCCGGCAGCCGAGUACCAGCACAUGCGCAAUGUGCUGACGGCGAUGGAGCGCCACCUGUACGGGCAGACGUUCAACUGCAGCUACCACUGGACGGUGGGUGAGAACGUGAAGUGGUCAGCCGCCUAUCACCCGGCCGAGCACGGCGCCGCACUCAGCAACGUUGCCCUCAUCAAGUCACUCGUUGAACUGUUGGAGAGGUUCUGUGGCCGAGACAUUCACACUGUGCUGCCCUAUGUCAACAUUCCGUUCCCGAAAGACGACGAGGCGCGUGUGCUGAAGGUGGUAGCCCUGCUGGAGAGUGUGUUGGAGUACCUGAUGCGACUGGGCGCUUGCCUGGGUCACUUCGCCGCAGAUUAUCUCCUAGACUACCACGAUCACGAGAUCUACUGCAAGCGAUCCGCACUGCGACUAGAUGAGAGGACUGAUUCGGUCGACUGUCGAAAGUCUUCCAUUGGAAAUUUCGAAAUAAUUUGUAACCCUGAAGACAUGUCGAAAGAAAAGUACGAAAAACGAAUGGUACAAUGUUGGCUGGACUUAUUUCUGCAACUGUAUAAAGUGUGCAUCCUCUAUUCUAUAAAGCUCAGCUCCUAUAAUCCAGAGGAUCUAAAGUCCAGCAAAGAAGAUGUUGGUAAAAAUACUUUCAAGCUAAUCUUGCGAGACAAGAAGAGCGCCUACAAGACGAGCGUUCACAGCGCAAACAAACGGUCGACCGAGUCGCCAGUGUUUCGGUUCCGUGUGGGCUCCCACGACCGCAGCAAACACGAAACAGUUCUGCUGACGUGGCUGGAUGACUUCUACACGCGACAACGGGCUGUGGUCUGGCCGCACCAUCCACCCGACCUCAGGCAUUUGGACUUUUUUGACAGUCUGUCCGACUCACUGGUGUUCGCGGCGGUCACAUCAUUCUAUUGUCCCUACAUCAGCGCACUCUACUUUCACAACAUGUUCACGCAUCCCACUGGCAAAGAUCAGCUGUACCACAACGCGAUCUGCCUGCUGAAGGCGUGGACGAACAUCAGGGUGGGUGUGUUUGUGCACCCUUCGGAGCUGAUAGACGGCGACAACUGUGUGCUGAAGCUGAUGAUUGCCGUGCAUCUGUUCAAGGUGCUGCCCUCCUAUGUGCCCGAGACUGUGCUGGACUUCGGCACUCCGCUCACCACCUCCAAGGAACGGCCCAUCCAGCUCACAAAUAAUUCCUUAUCACAAGCGAAUUAUUUCUUGAUCAUGAUUGGAGACCCUUAUCGCAGUUUCAUUAUUCAAUCUUCGUCCAAUGUCAUCAAUAUCAAAUCCAAGAAGACGGUUAUUGUCAACAUACAGUACACGUCGAAUAAAAUCAGAAGAGAGUCUGCCACACUUUUGUUCUGCGGGUCGUGCGUCUCUCCGAAUUUCGCAGCGAAUCGCGUGUUCACACUGGAAGGCUACGCGGAAAAACUGAAAAUCAGCAAAGUGUUCGCUUUGGAGGCGCCACUCAACAAGAUCGUUGACAGAUCGUUCAAGCUGAACGCGCCCUACGGCUCCUAUACACAGGAGUACGAGUUCGAACUGCACUACUCGGAGAAGAAGCCUUCUGUUGAAGACCCUCCCACCUACAGUCGUUGGAUUGAAGUGUCCAAUCGCAAACUGCCUCAGCGAAUUCAUUUUCCCUACUCUGCCCUAUCAAUUCCCGGCAAGGGAAGGAAGUUCAAAGAAUUCUCCAUUAAAAUCUGCUGUUUCACGCCGAAACAGUAUGACUACUAUUUCAUUCUUAUGAAUCCGUCAGUUGGUGAUUUCAUUAUUCAGAUUUCAAUAAAACCGAAAGUGAACAUCGUGAAGGAGCCAAUACAACUGCAUUUUGAGGAAAACGUGAGCGGUGUAGCAAAUUACAAGGAGCAGUUCGCCGAUUUCUGGGCCAAAUACAGCACAACACCACCCAAUGCCGUCGUUAGGAUUCCGUGCAGAAACGAUGAUCUGUGGUCCUCUCUGAUGGCAAUGUUCGAGCUUAAAUUCAACGCUAACGAAACAUCGUUCUGGACUUCUUAUUUAGAGACAAAUAUCGGAUUGAAACUGAUCCAGUGGAUGAUGGGCAACGAGUCAGAUUCUAUGACUGACGACAUUCGUCACAUUUUCCACUAUGGCGUCAGCUAUAAGGUGACAAGCUCAUCUCAGUCACUCAUUGUACCCAACGCUCUCUAUCUACCUGAUGUCAUGGACCAAACAGAAUUUCGUGAAUUUGGGCAUGCCAUGGUCGACUAUAUAAUCAAUUACAGGGAGAAUAUUCGUGACAGAGAUGUGUAUCCAUCGGUAGAACCUGGCUACCUGUAUUCGAGAAUACCGACGGAAAUGCCUCAGACUCCUGACAGCUGGCAAAACGUUCUCAAUGAUGUCGAGACGCAUAUUAUGCCCGGAAUCACACACUGGCAAUCACCCAGAUUUCAUGCUUAUUUUCCUACAGCGUCGUCUUAUCCAAGUAUAUUGGGUGAAAUGCUAGCGGCCAGUCUUGGCGUUAUAGGAUUCAGCUGGAUCACUAGUCCGGCAUGUACAGAGCUAGAAGUAGUAAUGAUGAACUGGCUGGGAAAACUUAUUGGAUUGCCUUCUCAAUUUUUAAAUUGUUCUGAAGGUCCAGGCGGAGGAAUUAUUCAGGGAUCAGCUAGUGAAGCCACUCUGAUUGGAUUGCUGGCUGCCAAGGAGAAGACCGUUCAUCGUUUGAAGCGAGAGAAUCCACAAAUUGAUGAAAAUAUUAUUAGGACCAAGCUUGUCUCUUAUACCUCAGAUCAGUCAAACUCGUCAGUGGAGAAAGCUGGUCUGCUGGCAUCUGUUCCAAUGCGGCUUCUGCCAGCCGACGGCCAAGGCAAGCUGACGGCAGCCAUCUUGAAUCAAGCUAUUCAGCAAGAUAUCCACAAUGGACUUAUUCCCUGCUAUGUAGUGGCAACCCUGGGUACCACCGGCACAUGCGCAUUCGAUGAUCUGCAAGAAAUCGGGCCGAUCUGUGAACAGCACAACAUAUGGCUUCAUGUAGAUGCUGCCUAUGCUGGAGCAGCGUUCAUUUGUCCAGAAUAUCAACAGCUGAUGGCCGGAGUCGAGUAUGCUGACUCGUUCGAUAUCAACUGCCACAAAUGGAUGCUUGUCAACUUCGACUGUUCAGCGAUGUGGUUGAAGAACACCAACGAUUUGAACAAUGCAUUCAACGUGGACAGGCUGUACUUGGAAAGUAAUGUUACAAGUCACAUCCCCGAUUUUAGGCACUGGCAGAUCCCACUGGGCAGACGGUUUCGAGCGCUGAAACUUUGGUUUACUCUGCGCCUGUACGGAGUGGUCGGUCUACAGGCACACAUUCGCAAACAUAUCAAUUUGGCUAAACUGUUCGAGCAAGUCGUCACAAAAGAUGACAGGUUCGAAAUUGUAGUGCCGGCUGUCAUGGGACUCGUUGGAUUCCGGCUCAAGGGAGACAACAGCUUGAGCAGACUGCUGUUGGACAGAAUCCUGCUGAGUAGGCAGCUCUACAUGGUGCCCGCCAUUGUGAACGACCAGUUCACCAUUCGGUUCGUGGUGUGCAGUGAGAUGACCACCGAACAGGACAUCCAUCACGACUGGGUCGCCAUACAGAAUAUAGCCACCAACAUCCUCUCCAAUAACAACACCAUUGAAAACGAUGCUAAAAAUAUAGAAAACGGAUCCAUCGGCGAGAAUAUCGAUGUUAAAAGUAUCGAAAACGGGUCCAUCGGUGAGAAUAUCGAUGUUAAAAGUAUCGAAAACGGGUCCAUCGGUGAGAAUAUCGAUGUUAAAAGUAUCGAAAACGGAUCCAUCGGCGAGAACAUCGAUGUUAAAAAUAUCGAAAACGGGUCCAUCGGUGAGAAUAUCGAUGCUAAAAAUAUCGAAAACGGAUCCAUCGGCGAGAAUAUCGAUGAUAAAAGUAUCGAAAACGGGUCCAUCGGUGAAAAUAUCGAUGCUAAAAAUAUCGAAAACGGAUCCAUCGGCGAGAAUAUCGAUGUUAAAAAUAUCGAAAACGGGUCCAUCGGUGAGAAUAUCGAUGUUAAAAGUAUCGAAAACGGAUCCAUCAGUGAGAAUAUCGAAAACGGUCCUUUCAGUGAGAUUAUCGAAAAGAAGGAGAAGUGUUUCGCCAACACUGUUGUAACACUGGUUAAAAAAGAGAAAGCCCCUAAGAAUGUGUGCAUCGGCAAAUGAUGAUUAAGGGUGUGGAAAGUUUUUAAAAUAAUAUUAUUAUGAACACUGGUACGAAAGUAAGGGUCAAAACAAAGUGAGGUAGAGUUUAGCAGAGAUCUGGUGUAAACCAGGACUCAACUAAUCAAGGCUGUUCCGUACCUACACCUUUUUAUUAUUUAAAUUGGGAUAAUAUUUUGCAAUAUAAUUGUUAAGAUCAUUAUAAGAGUGAGAAAAAGAGGCAACUGAAAUUUUUAAGUGGUCUAAUAAGCGAGUUAUGGGUUGUUGAAGUGCUAACUUUCCAGAUUCCGUUUUCUUUCCAGUUCAUAAACGAUUUCGACUAUAUUAUCAGAACUUCUCUUAAAAAUUCAAAAAAUGUAUUUUCCCAAACUAAAUCAUUAAUUUUAUUCCCCUUAUCGUUCAUAAAUAAAAAGUAACAUUUUUUGUAAAUUCGAUAACUUGUUU